Messenger RNA from Xylona heveae TC161, 1380 nucleotides. Its product is annotated as Metallo-dependent hydrolase. Gene Ontology annotation, cellular component: cytosol. Gene Ontology annotation, molecular function: zinc ion binding; guanine deaminase activity. The transcript is spliced from 2 exons. Gene Ontology annotation, biological process: guanine metabolic process. Lineage: Eukaryota; Fungi; Ascomycota; Xylonomycetes; Xylonales; Xylonaceae. The record is from RefSeq and is a predicted model, not a curated record. Bases 1 to 1380 code for a protein of 459 amino acids.
AUGACCAAGCCCCAAGGACUGCACCAGACCGUGUAUGCCGGCGCUUUUGUUCAUAGUACAGACUUGAACGAGCUUGAAAUCUGCGAGAAUGGCGCUAUUGGUGUCGAUGAAGACGGAAAAAUCGCCUUUGUUGAGCGUAAUGUGGAAGACUUGAAUGCGGUCGUUGAGAAGCACGGCUGGAAAAGCCCAGUCCUCGUGCGCGCUCCAGAUUGUGGUUUCUUCUUUCCAGGCUUCAUCGACACACACAUCCAUGCUUCACAAUACCCAAAUGCUGGUAUCUUUGGGAAAUCGACGCUCCUCGACUGGCUCGAGACCUAUACCUUCCCUCUUGAAUCAUCGCUCUCGUCACGGCCAAAGGCCAAAACCGUCUAUACACGAUGUGUACAGCGGACGCUCUCUCAUGGGACAACGACUGCAGCAUAUUACGCCACCGCUCAUGCUGGAAGCACAAAUCUGCUCUCGGACGUCUGCCUGCAGCUUGGUCAACGGGCCUUUAUCGGCCGCUGUAACAUGGAUAGCUUGGCACCGGAUUGGUACAAAGACAGCUCUGCUUCCACUGCAGUAGACGAUACUCGGGAGACAAUUGCGCACAUUGCAUCCAUUGAUCCGGAGCAUAAGCUCAUCACGCCGAUUCUUACUCCCCGCUUCGCCCCAAGCUGUUCUUCUGAGCUUUUGACACAGCUCGGCAAGUUGCAUGCAGAAACCGGUCUACCAUGCCAGACGCACAUUUCCGAAAAUAUUCCUGAACUCGAACUUGUUCAAAAGCUAUUUCCUCAAUAUUCAUCGUACGCCGACGUAUACGACGCCCACGGCUUACUCACACCAGGCAUGGUGCUCGCUCACGCCGUGUACCUGACGCCAAAAGAACAGGCAUUGAUCAAGGCGCGCGACGCUAAGAUUAGCCAUUGCCCGGCUAGUAACUCAUCCCUUUCAUCCGGUUGCGCAAGAGUCCGCACCUUGCUCGAUCAGGGCAUCACCGUUGGUCUCGGCACUGAUAUCUCGGGCGGCUACUCUCCCAGUGUGCUCGAGGCUGCGCGCCAGGCUGCGCUGGUCUCGCGACAUGUAGCCAUGACAGAUGGCGAUGCGGCCAAGCUAUCGGUCGAGGAGGUGCUCUACCUCUCCACAAAAGGAGGCGCGCGGGUAAUGGGCCUCGACGCUAAAGUCGGUUCCUUCGACAAGGGGCUCGAGUGGGAUGCCCAGAUGAUCAGCCUGGGUGUCGUUCCCGAGGGCGGCACGAUGGGCAACGUGGACGAAGGCCCUGUCGACAUUUUUGGCUGGGAAAGCUGGGACGAACGUGUUGCAAAAUGGGUCUACAAUGGAGAUGAUCGCAAUACGCGGGCCGUCUGGGUCCGAGGCCACAAGGUCCAUCAAAAACCCUAG